AGAACAUGAAGUAGAUUACCGACGACGAAACCCUCUCAAAUUAUUGAUAAAAAUAAUUCAUUCUGCUGUGGAUGAAAUUCGUUGGGUGGUGAGAUUGGGCGAAGAAUCAUCAAGUCACUGAAGAUGGGAGAGAGAGUGGAGUUCUUCUUCUUCUUCUUCUUCUAGGUUUCUUUUUUUUUCCAGAUUUGAAACCGAAACAGACAACAAUGUUGUGUCGGAGAUUGGUAAUUGAGCCUCGUAGUAUCCCUCUGAGUAGUGUUGGAGGUACUCUUACAACUCCUUUCCUUGGAAGAGCCUUUUCUGGAGGUGUCAGCAGCACCAGCAGUGAUAGGAAGAUGUCUUCUCGUUACAAAGAGAGAUUGAGAGGUGGUCUCGUCAAUAUCAAGAAAGAUGAUGCUGUUGCUCUGUUUCAGUCCAUGAUUAUGUCUCGUCCUCUUCCUACGGUCAUUGAUUUCAGUAGAUUGUUUAGUGGUAUUGCUAAAACAAAACAGUAUGAUCUCGUGUUGGAUCUCUGCAAGCAGAUGGAAUCUAGUGGGGCUGCACAUAACAUCUACACUCUCAACAUUAUGAUCAAUUGCUUCUGCCGUCGCCGGAAACUUGGUUUUGCUUUUUCUGCUAUGGGAAAGAUGUUGAAACUUGGAUAUGAGCCUACCACAAUCACAUUCUCUACUUUGAUUAAUGGUUUAUGUCUCAAGGGUCUAGUUUCCCACGCUGUGGAGUUAGUUGAUCGUAUGGUUGAAAUGAAGGUUGUUCCAAAUCUCAUCAUACUUAACACUCUUGUCAAUGGUCUUUGUCUCCAAGGUAGAGUGUCUGAAGCAAUGUCUUUGAUAGAUCGAAUGAUGGAUAACGGAUGUCACCCCGAUCAGUUUACCUAUGGUCCGGUUUUGAACAGAAUGUGUAAGUCAGGUAACACUGCCUCGGCCUUGGAUCUGCUCAGAAAGAUCAAGCCUCACGUAGUCACAUACAGCAUGGUUAUCGAUAGUCUUUGCAAAGAUGGGAGGCUCGAAGAUGCACUCAGCCUUUUCAACGAAAUGGACACCAAAGGAAUCAAAGCAGAUGUCAUAACCUACAACUCUCUCAUAGGAGGCUUCUGUAGUGUCGGUAGAUGGGAUGACGGAGCACAGUUGCUAAGGGAUAUGAUUACAAGGGAAAUCACCCCUAACGUUGUCACUUUCAAUGCGUUGAUUGAUUGUUUUGUUAAAGAGGGAAAGCUUAACGAGGCUAAGGAAUUGUACAAUGAGAUGAUCACAAGAGGCACUGAUCCUGAUAUCUUUACAUAUAAUUCUUUGGUAUAUGGAUUGUGCAUGGAGAAGCGCUUAGAUGAAGCCAACCAGAUGCUGGAUCUUAUGGUUAGCAAGGGAUGCGAUCCUGAUGUCGUGACUUAUAAUAUCCUUAUAAAUGGAUAUUGUAAGGCUAAACUGGCUGAUGAAGGUAUGGGACUCUUCCGCAAAAUGUCUCUUAGAGGAGUAGUUGUAAAUACAGUCACUUAUAACACUCUCAUCCAAGGCUUUUGUCAAUCGCGAAAACUUAGUGUCGCCAAGGAACUCUUCCAGGAGAUGGUUUCUCAAGGUGUUCAUCCUAAUAUUGUGACCUACAAAAUUUUGCUGGAUGGGUUGUGUGACAAUGGAGAAGUAGAAGAGGCUUUGGGAAUACUUGAUAAAAUGCACAAGAGUAAGACCGAACUUGAUAUUGGUAUCUAUAAUAUCAUCAUUCACGGGAUGUGCAAUGCAAAUAAGGUCGAUGAUGCUUGGGAUCUAUUCUGCAGCCUCCCUCUUAGAGGAGUGAAGCUUGAUGUCAAAACAUACAAUAUAAUGAUUGGGGGAUUAUGUAAGAAAGGCUCGCUGUCUGAAGCGGGUCUAUUGUUUAGGAUGAUGGGAGAGGAUGGGAUUGCGCCAGAUAGUGGUACGUACAACACUCUUAUCAGGACACAUCUCCGAGAUAGUGACUCAGAGACAUCAGCUAAACUUAUAGAAGAAAUGAAGAGUUGUGGGUUCUCAGCAGAUGCUUCCACGAUAAAGAUUGUUAUGGAUAUGUUAUCGGAUGGUAGAAUGAAGAAAAGCUUUCUGGAUACGCUUUCUUAGAAUGUUUGGACCUUAGUUUGCAAGAGACAAAGUUCUGGUUAGUGUGUUUUAUUAGUUGAGAGUUGAAACUACAUUUGUUUGUGUACACUGUGGGGAUGUGUGUCGUUGGUGUUUGGUGGGUUGUCUUACCAAAUUUACUUGAAAUGGAGGAAGCUGCAGAGAACGCAGAAGAAGAAAAGACUUGAUUGAAGCUGAGAAUGGGGGCGCAGCAGAAUCUAUAAUUCUUGUUUUUGGUUUGGGAAACGUUUUACUUUCACCAUAUAAGGUCUGAAACGUAGAGGGAAGAAAAACUUAGCAAAUGUAGUACUAAUGCGCUAGAAGAAACUUAUAUAUAUAUAA
Raphanus sativus (radish) is the source of this 2420-nucleotide messenger RNA. RefSeq names its product pentatricopeptide repeat-containing protein At1g12300, mitochondrial. Gene Ontology annotation, molecular function: protein binding. The transcript has a single exon. The coding region runs from base 207 to 2081 and encodes 624 amino acids. The record is from RefSeq and is a predicted model, not a curated record. NCBI's taxonomy places the organism in Eukaryota, Viridiplantae, Streptophyta, Magnoliopsida, Brassicales, Brassicaceae.